Messenger RNA from Trametes versicolor FP-101664 SS1, 2524 nucleotides. Its product is annotated as snoRNA-binding rRNA-processing protein UTP6. Gene Ontology annotation, biological process: maturation of SSU-rRNA from tricistronic rRNA transcript (SSU-rRNA, 5.8S rRNA, LSU-rRNA). Gene Ontology annotation, cellular component: Pwp2p-containing subcomplex of 90S preribosome; small-subunit processome. The transcript is spliced from 8 exons. Lineage: Eukaryota; Fungi; Basidiomycota; Agaricomycetes; Polyporales; Polyporaceae. Gene Ontology annotation, molecular function: snoRNA binding; protein binding. The record is from RefSeq and is a predicted model, not a curated record. The coding region runs from base 1 to 2262 and encodes 753 amino acids.
AUGGAGAGAGUGCAGUUCCAACAGGAGCAGAUGCUCGCAGAGCUCAAGGACCUCGUCCAGAAGGGUCUAUUCUCACAAAAAGAGGUCAAACAGAUCAUGCAAAAGCGGACCGCAUUCGAGACCGCCCUAGUCCGGCGGAUACCCAAGAAGGCCGACUUCUUGCGUUACGCGACGUACGAGAUGAGCCUGGAGGCGCUGCGGAAAAAGCGGGUGGAACGCCUCAAAUUACCAAAGGGCCCGCCAUCGGUAUCCGACUACGCGCUCGUCCGGAGACAGUUCCAGAUUUUUGAGCGCGCCCUGAAGAAGUUUAAGGGCGACGUUGGCCUGUGGAUACAGUAUGUCCAGGUUGCGAAGAGGGAAGGCGCGCGGGCUCUUGUGGGGCGGAUAACUGCGAGGGCAUUGCAAUUACACCCAAACGUCCCGGCUCUCUACGUCCUGGCCGCGUCACAUGAACUCGAACACCUGUCCCCAUCGGCCGCCCGUGCUCUGCUGCAACGUGGGCUCCGGCUGAAUUCUGAUAGUGUCGAGAUGUGGCGGGAGUAUGUGAAGAUGGAGUUAAACUUCGUUGAAAGCCUCCGGCGGCGGUGGUCUGUUCUUGGGAUUGACGUAAAGGGCAAAGGCAAGGAAGCGAGCCCGACAAAGGGCAAGCAGCGAAAUCCUCCAGGUAGUGAAGACGAGAGCGGGCUCGAGGACGAGAAUAUCGUCGAAGCGGAUGCUAUGGAGGUGGACACCCGAGAGGAGCUUGAGGAGGAUGAAGCUGCCCGCAAACAGAUCAUGGACGGCGCAAUUGUUAAAGCUGUUAUCUCAAACGCAACGCAAGCGAUCCCCAAAAUUGAACUGUUCAGUUCCCUUCACGGACUAAUCUCCACGUACCCUUCCCCGCUUUCCCUGCGCGAAUCCCUCCUCGACCACUUACACGCGCUCCUUCGAGACACCCUCCCCGCUCUCCCCGCUGCCAUCAAGCUUGCUGCCACACGCCACCUCUCCGAUGACCUCACGGGCGGACACCUCGUGGACGCGCUGAAAAAUGCCAACGAUGUCCUUUCCGAGGCCGUGAGAACAAGCACGGGCGAAGCGAGAGAAGGCGUGGCGUGUGUGUACGCCGAGUUUAUCGGCGAGUGGUGCGGGAAAGCCGUCGGUGACAGUUUGAAAGCGUACCUCGUCACAUCCCUCCACCUCCUGAUCCAGCAGCUAUCCUCCCCCGUCCCCCCGGCUUUGCUUGCGGCGCACGUUCGGCUGCUGGUGCAGCACCAUACGUCGCUUGGGCCCGCUCUCCUCCCGCCGAAGGUGAACACCCCAGAAAAGAUAUUGCAUGUCUCGCGCAAGUACGCCACCCGCGCGGCAUCGAGCGCGCCCAUGUGGCUGGCACGUCUAGAUGCAGAAAGGCAUUUUGCACAGCCAGAAGACGUCGCGCGCGCCUGGUCAGAUGCCCGGAAGACCGUCGAGGGCGACGGCCUGGAGGACGUCUGGCUCUGGGGCCUCGGGUCGCAAGACGUACGACGUUCAGACGCCCCCGGGACGGUGGAGGCAAACAUCGAGGACGAUGUCAUAAAGGACGUCGCGGUGCUCGAGCAUCUCCUGCCCGAGAGCAAGCGUAUCCGGCAGCCGGCGGCAGCGAGCGCGAUUCACGAGGUGCUGCUGAUGCGCUACGCAGCUGCAACACAUCGCGCGCUCCUGCUGCAGCACGACACGCAUCUCAAUCUGAUCGAGGGCCGCGCCACUGCGGGUGCAGCCACGCCCGCGUCGAACGGCGACGGUGGUCGCCGUGCACGCGUACGCGAUCGUGCUGCGCAGCAAGGGCAGCAGGCCACCCCACAACGCGGUCAACAACGUCCCGCGCCACCGACCGCCCUCGCCGAGGCACGUAUUGCACGUGUGCGCCGGCUCGGGGCCGUGCACACGCCCUCCGCGCGGGUGUGGGCGGAGGUGUUUCGACAGGAGUGCAAUUGGCACGCCGAUCCUCCCGCGUCGGGCCCGGAUGCGGACGCGCGCGUACUUGGCGCGGUUUACGAGUUCUGGCGGCAGAGCGACGGGGUGGAGGCCACGGCUGCGUGGGCCGGGUGGCUGCUGCGGAGUGGGAGGAGCCAGGAGGCGGUCGCUGUUGUGGGGCGCGCACGGAGCGUUCUCGGGGAGCAGGCGGGAGAAGAGGUCGAGCGGCGGUGGAAGGCGGUUUUGGACGGGCCCGCCCAUGCGGAGGAGGGCGCGGACGCAGAAGCGGACGUCGAGGACGGCGGCGCGGAUGUUACGGGCGAAGAGCCGUAGGAUCUUCCGCGCGGUAUGUUUCGGUGUCAUUUCGACGCUCGGCGUUAGCUCAAAAGUUCUACGUAGACGUGUGCUUAAUAUCGGCGCGAUGCUGUCAUACGGCCACGCGGAUUAUUGCUUUAAUUUAGGCCUCUAAGUUGGGUGACGGAUGCACCGCCAUGUCUGAGGUCUAAAUGGACUCCGAGGGGGCGUGCACUCGGUGGGGCACGCCACAUAUGCAUGUCCGGUGACGGUUGGUAUUCCGUGUACCGCUAGCUAUAUG